GGGGGGGGAAAUGUCGGGGGUCCGCGAGGUGGUGACGCUUCAACUCGGCCACUACGCGAGCAGCGUGGGCGCCCACUGGUGGGGCCUUCAGGAAGCUCUGUUCUUAUCCAACUCCACGGCUUCGGACUUGGACGAGGUCAUCCAGCAUGAAGUCCUGUUCCGAACGGGGAGGACUUUGCAAGGACGGGAGACCUUCACCCCCCGCCUCAUCUUGAUGGACCUCAAAGAAAGUCUCGCCGCUCUGAAACAGGAGGGAUACCUGUACGAGGACCCGAAAAACAACAUCCCCGUGGCUUGGAAGGGGAACCUCACAACGCACCAGCAAGAUCCAGUCCCUCCCAGUCCGUUUUUGGAAGGACUUGACCAGCGUGAGGGCGAAAGGUUUUCCAACGGCGAUUUCGCAUCUAAGACCCUCCCUGCUGGUAAAGGAAAGCCACAGCAGCUCACCAAGCCGCUGGCAUCGGAGAGACCCGCGCCCGCUUGGUCCGACUUCCUCCGUACCAAUUUCCACCCGCGGAGCAUCCUGACCAUCCACGAAUACAACCGGGAGGAAGAGUCCAGCCGGCUGGAGGCGUUCGGACAAGGAGAAAAACUCCUGCAGGACGGCCGGUACCUUGAGGAGCUGGAGGAUCGGCUGCACUUCUACGUGGAAGAGUGUGAUUACCUGCAGGGUUUUCAGCUGCUCUGCGACCUCCACAACGGCUUCUCGGGACUCGGAUCCAAGGCAGCCGAGCUGCUGCAGGACGAAUACGCGGGAAAAGGCAUCUUGGCUUGUGGCCUGACGCCAGUGCUUCAAUCCAACCUCCCCCAUCGGAAUUUCUACCGGCUCAUGAACACGGCACUGGGCAUCGUCCGGCUUGCCAGCCACAGUUCGCUCUUCUGCCCCUUGUCGCUAAACGGGAACCUGGGGCUCAAACUGGAUGGCCCGGUGGCUCUGCCGUACGUCCACUACGAGCCCUCUCUGGAUUAUCACACGAGCGCCAUCCUGGCCACCGCCCUGGACACGCUCACCAUCCCAUACCGGCUCCAGGCCUCGGACAUCUCCAUGGCCAGCCUGACCGAAAGCCUGAAUUUCUCCGGGCGGAAGGUGGCCGAGGCCUCAGCCGCCCUUCCCUUCCCCGUGGCAAAGGACCAGUCCCUCCCCGACGCCUUGUACAGCCAACAACCCAGCACGGCCUGGUGUCCGUUGUCGUCUUGCGGCAACCGAGGCGAUGCCGGCUGCUUCGCACAGUCGGUUGUGUUGCGAGGGAUCAGCAAGCGGCAGCAAGUGAGCAACGCCCCUCCAGGGACCGAACCCAAGUCCAUCCUUCACAUGUGUGAGACCGGACAGGAAGUCCUGGCCCACUACUUACACAACGUCUCUCCCCAGACCCUAAGCACCUCGCUUUUGCUGCAAGGGCCCUGCAAGCUUUUGGCUCCGUACCCCCAGUUUUUCUCGCCUUUCCUGAACAAGCAUGGACUCCUCUCCGAGAAGCCGUCCCGCAGCCCAGCGAAGGUCGAAAGCCUCCCGAUCUUAGCUGCCUUCCAAUCCUCGGCGGGCUUGUACCAAACCCUCGGCGACGUUUACCGCGAGCUGCACGGAACGGACCUGCGGCGCUGGGCGAGCUUCUUCUCCGCGGGGAUGGAGGCGGACGACUUCCAGGAGGCCCUGGACGAGCUGCGGACGCUCUCCCUCUGCUACAAAAAAGGCAGCCUGGACGAAAACUCGGACAGCGACGAUACCGACUGAGCCGCUUCCCGGGGCUCGGAUCGCGUUUAAAAUCAGAGAAAUAAUAA
Molecule: messenger RNA, 1776 nt
Organism: Protobothrops mucrosquamatus (brown spotted pit viper)
Lineage: Eukaryota; Metazoa; Chordata; Lepidosauria; Squamata; Viperidae
Gene: MSTO1
Product: misato mitochondrial distribution and morphology regulator 1
Exons: 14
Coding region: 11-1729 (572 amino acids)
Biological process (GO): mitochondrion distribution
Cellular component (GO): cytoplasm
Source: RefSeq, a predicted model, not a curated record